Messenger RNA from Rana temporaria (common frog), 806 nucleotides. Its product is annotated as catalase-like. Gene Ontology annotation, biological process: hydrogen peroxide catabolic process; response to hydrogen peroxide. The transcript is spliced from 3 exons. The coding region runs from base 139 to 540 and encodes 133 amino acids. The record is from RefSeq and is a predicted model, not a curated record. Lineage: Eukaryota; Metazoa; Chordata; Amphibia; Anura; Ranidae. Gene Ontology annotation, molecular function: catalase activity; heme binding. Gene Ontology annotation, cellular component: peroxisome; cytoplasm; mitochondrion.
GAGGGCGUAGAGGAGGAGGAGGAGGAGGACAGGAAGGGCUGGGAGGAGAUCAUCAUAUUUUACUCCACUGUACUGAAGAGAAGUUCAUACAACCUAUAAGUGACAGAGACCUGACUGGAUCUCCGAGCGACCGUCACCAUGCAACAGCCCAGCGUGCCAGUCCAGGAAAAUACUGUCCUCACCACCGGGGCCGGAGUUCCCAUUGGUGACAAACUUAACGUCCUUACGGCCGGCCCUCGGGGGCCACUGUUGAUGCAGGAUGUGGUGUUCAUUGAUGAGAUGGCGCAUUUUGGCCGGGAGAGGAUCCCUGAGCGAGUGGUACACGCUAAAGGAGCAGGUCAUCGUCUAAAGAAGAGCUUCUUUCCUAAGGAUGAGGAUCCUUAUUUAAUCCAGGACAAAGCUGAGCAAGGCUAUCAAGAUACAUACAGAUUCUCCAGCAUACUUUGGUUUUAUGAAAAAAAAAAGAGGAAGAUGAGCAAUGUGAGCUCCAGAUGGAUGACAAUCCACUGGGAUUCAUGUCAGGAAUAUGGAGCUCAUUAAUUUUAGAUUUUCAAUUCACAGCAGCUAAUGAUAAGCAGGUUUUAGCUAGCCUUUUGGGAACAGAGAUAAGAGCAGUGUGGUAUAAGGAUAUACUGCACUGACAAGCAUAGGAGAAUAAUCCUUGAUACUAGAUUAUAUUUUACCAACCAAAAAGUACUUUGCUUCUUAAAGAUUGUAUUGGGAAGUAAAUGACUGUGUGAAGCCUUAUCCUCUUAACGAUUCAAAACCUACUGGAUUUAAAAAAAUAAACAAUUUAUUUCAUACAA